GAGGGGCAGCGAGGUGGAAGACUGGGAGGACCUCCUGAAGGACCAGCGAGACUCGGAGACCGGAGAUCCUCCUUGGGAGAUCUGAGAUUCGGGGCGCCAGCGUAUUUCCUUGCCCUUGCCGGGAGCGCGAGCAAGCGGUUGCCCCAUGGCGGGACCUCCGGGCCGCGAUCCUUGGGGGACCCCUGGGAUUUGUUACCUUUUCGGCUCCCUGCUCGCCGGACUGCUCUUCCCAGGGGCUGCCGCCUUCAAUCUGGACGUGAUGGGCGCCCUCCGCAAGGAGGGCGAGCCGGGGAGCCUCUUUGGCUUCUCGGUGGCUCUGCAUCGGCAGUUGCAGCCGCGACCCCAGAGCUGGCAAGGAUACUGGAGUGGGUUGCCGUUUCCUCCUCCACGGAAUCUUCCUGACCAGGCAUCAAACCCGUGUCUGUUGCAUCUCCUGCGUUGGCAGACAGAUUCUUUAUCACCAACGCCAUCUGGAAAGCCACCAGAGAGAGUAAUUGUGGAUAUUGAAAGGCUGCUGGUGGGCGCUCCCCAGGCUCUGGCCCUGCCAGGGCAGCAGGCAAAUCGCACUGGAGGUCUCUUCGCUUGCCCCCUGAGCCUGGAAGAGACUGACUGCUACAGAGUGGACAUCGACCGGGGAGCUGAUGUGCAGAAGGAGAGUAAGGAGAACCAGUGGCUGGGAGUCAGUGUUCGGAGCCAGGGGCCUGGGGGCAAGAUUGUUACCUGUGCACACCGAUACGAGGCGCGGCAGCGUGUAGACCAGAUCCUGGAGACGAGGGAUGUGAUCGGCCGCUGCUUUGUUCUAAGCCAGGACCUGGCCAUCCGAGAUGAGCUGGAUGGUGGGGAGUGGAAGUUCUGUGAGGGACGCCCCCAGGGCCACGAACAGUUCGGCUUCUGCCAGCAGGGCACGGCGGCUGCCUUCUCCCCUGACAGCCACUAUCUCCUCUUUGGGGCUCCAGGAACCUAUAACUGGAAGGGCACGGCCAGGGUGGAGCUCUGUGUGCAGGGCUCAGCGGACCUGGCACACCUGGACGACGGGCCCUACGAGGCGGGGGGUGAGAAGGAGCAGGACCCCCGCCUCAUCCCGGUCCCUGCCAACAGCUACUUUGGUUUCUCCAUCGACUCGGGGAAGGGACUGAUGCGAGCUGAGGAGCUGAGCUUUGUGGCAGGGGCCCCCCGUGCCAACCACAAGGGUGCUGUGGUCAUUCUACGCAAAGACAGUGCCAGUCGCCUGGUGCCUGAAGUGACGCUGUCCGGGGAGCGCCUGACCUCCGGCUUUGGCUACUCGCUGGCCGUGGCUGAUCUCAACAAUGAUGGCUGGACAGACCUGGUAGUUGGUGCCCCCUACUUCUUUGAGCGCCAAGAAGAACUGGGGGGUGCCGUGUAUGUGUACAUGAACGAGGGGGGUCACUGGGCCGGGGUCGCCCCUCUCCGGCUCUGCGGCUCCCCUGACUCCAUGUUUGGGAUCAGCCUGGCAGUCCUGGGGGACCUCAAUCAAGACGGCUUCCCAGACCUUGCUGUGGGGGCUCCCUUCGAUGGGGACGGGAAGGUCUUUAUCUACCACGGGAGCAGUCUGGGGGUUGUCACCAAGCCAUCCCAGGUGUUGGAAGGUGAGGCCGUGGGCAUAAAGAGCUUUGGCUACUCCCUGUCGGGUGGCCUGGACGUGGAUGGGAACCACUAUCCAGACUUGCUGGUGGGUUCCUUGGAUGACACUGCUGCGCUCUUCAGGGCCAGGCCCGUCCUCCAUGUCUCCCACGAGGUCUCUAUUCUUCCACGAGCCAUCGACCUAGAACAGCCCAACUGUGCCAAUGGCCACUUGGUCUGCAUGGACCUGAGGGUCUGUUUCAGCUACGUCGCAUUGCCCAGCAGCUAUAGCCCUACUGUGGCCCUGGAUUACGUGUUAGAUGGGGACACAGACCGGAGACUCCGGGGCCAGGUGCCCCGUGUGACCUUCCUGAGCCGUGGCCCCGAUGACCCCAAGCACCAGUCCUCAGGCACUGUGUGGCUGAAACACCAGCAUGACCGAGUCUGCGGAGACACCAUGCUCCAGCUUCAGGAGAAUGUCAAAGACAAGCUUCGGGCCAUUGUCGUGACCCUGUCCUAUGGUCUCCAGACCCCUCGGCUCCGACGACAGGCUCCUGGUCAGGGGCUGCCCCCAGUGGCCCCCAUCCUCAACGCCCACCAGCCCAGCACCCAGCGGACAGAGAUCCACUUCCUGAAGCAAGGCUGUGGUGAAGACAAGAUCUGCCAGAGCAAUCUGCAGCUGGUCCACGCCCGGUUCUGCGCCCGCGUCAGUGACACGGAGUUUCAGCCUCUGCCCAUGGAUGCGGAUGGGACGACAGCCUUGUUUGCUCUGAGUGGGCAGCCAGUCAUCGGCCUGGAGCUGAAGGUCACCAACCUACCCUCGGACCCAGCCCAGCCCCAGGCUGAUGGGGAUGACGCUCAUGAAGCCCAGCUCCUGGUCACCCUCCCUGCCGCUCUACACUACUCGGGAGUCCGGGGCCUGGACCCUGUGGAGAAGCCGCUGUGCCUGUCUGAUGAGAAUGCCUCCCAUGUCGAGUGUGAGCUGGGGAACCCCAUGAAGAGAGGCGCCCAGGUCACCUUCUACCUCAUCCUUAGCACCUCAGGGAUCACCAUUGAAACCGAAGAGCUGGAGGUGGAGCUGCUGUUGGCCACCAUCAGCGAGCAGGAGCUGCAUCCAGUCUUGGCCCGUGCCCGUGUCUUCAUUGAGCUGCCGCUGUCCAUCACGGGGGUGGCCAUUCCCCAGCAGCUCUUCUUCUCUGGUGUGGUACGGGGAGAGAGUGCAAUGCGGUCUGAGCGGGAUGUGGGCAGCAAGGUCAAGUACGAGGUCACGGUUUCCAACCAAGGCCAGUCGCUCAACACCCUGGGCUCGGCCUUCCUCAACAUCAUGUGGCCCCAUGAGAUUGCCAACGGGAAGUGGUUGCUGUACCCCAUGCGGGUGGAGCUGGAAGGCGGGCAGGGGUCCGGGCAGAGGGGGCUCUGUUCCCCCAGGCCCAACAUCCUCCAACUGGAUGUGGACAGCAGGGACAGGAGGAGGCGGGAGCUGGAGCCACCGGAGUCGCAGGAACCUCGAGAGCAGCCGGAGCCCAGCACGUCCUGGUGGCCAGUGUCCUCUGCUGAGAAGAGGAAAAACAUCACCCUGGACUGCGCCCGGGGCACAGCCAACUGCGUGGUGUUCAGCUGCCCUCUCUACAGCUUUGACCGCGCGGCUGUGCUGCACGUCUGGGGCCGCCUCUGGAACAGCACCUUCCUGGAGGAGUACUCAGCUGUAAAGUCUCUGGAAGUGAUUGUUCGAGCCAACAUCACCGUGAAAUCCUCCAUCAAGAACUUGCUGCUCAGAGAUGCUUCCACGGUGAUCCCGGUGAUGGUGUACCUCGACCCCGCGGCUGUGGCGGCAGAAGGAGUCCCCUGGUGGGUCAUCCUGUUGGCUGUACUAGCCGGGCUGCUGGUAUUGGCGCUGCUGGUGCUGCUCAUGUGGAAGAUGGGAUUCUUCAAGCGAGCGCGGUACCCCGAAGCCACCAUACCCCAGUACCAUGCGGUGAAGAUCCCGCGGGAAGACCGGCAGCAGUUCAAGGAGGAGAAGACGGGCACCAUCUUGAGGAACAACUGGGGCAGCCCCCGGCGGGAGGGCCCAGACGCCCACCCCAUCCUGGCUGGGGAUGGGCACCCAGAGCUGGGCUCUGAUGGGCAGCCGGUGCCAGGCACAGCCUAGCCUUCUCCACCCUGGCCUGGCCCAUAGGCCCCUUGAACCCCUUCCCCAGAGAUGGCUCCUGGGGAUGACGAGGGUAGACUGGGGUUCUGGUGUCCUAUCCAGAUUUGGCAGGAUCUCUUUCCUCUGGGGCCCAGAUCUCUGCCCCCCAUGAGGACCACCCCCCCGCCAAACUUCCCCUUACGAUGCUGUGAGAUGAGAGGGGGUAAAUCAGGGAUGGGUCGUGGGGGAGGGUGAGAAGGGCAGUGGUGUCCUGAUUCAAAAGUGGGGAGAAAGGACUCUAGUCCCUCCCUUUCCCACUCAGUCUGUAUGAUGGGACCCCAAGGACCUGUCUCCCGAAAGUGCCUUAAGCCCAGAGGGUGGCCUAGAGGGUGGGGAGGAGGUUACGUCGCUGACUCAGGGGCUCUUCCCUCCCUAGCUUCCCCUCUCCUCUGACCUUAGUUUGCAGCAUCAAUGUAGUGGAUUUUGUCUAUUUAUUAAAAAAUAUUU
This is a messenger RNA of Budorcas taxicolor (takin), 4216 nucleotides long. RefSeq names its product integrin subunit alpha 7 (gene ITGA7). Gene Ontology annotation, cellular component: external side of plasma membrane; integrin complex. The transcript is spliced from 26 exons. Bases 146 to 3730 code for a protein of 1194 amino acids. The record is from RefSeq and is a predicted model, not a curated record. Gene Ontology annotation, molecular function: integrin binding. NCBI's taxonomy places the organism in Eukaryota, Metazoa, Chordata, Mammalia, Artiodactyla, Bovidae. Gene Ontology annotation, biological process: cell-cell adhesion; cell adhesion mediated by integrin; cell-matrix adhesion.